Messenger RNA from Lactuca saligna, 641 nucleotides. The record is from the annotation of a GenBank genome assembly. NCBI's taxonomy places the organism in Eukaryota, Viridiplantae, Streptophyta, Magnoliopsida, Asterales, Asteraceae.
AUGUAUAACCAUGGCCUCCAAAUGGGGAAAGCAACUUUGAAGAAGAGUUUCACAGUGUAUAUCGCCCAUCUACCCCUGUCUUCACGGGUUGGCGAGCUAGCGGGAAUAGCUGUGGGGGCAACUGUCAUGCUUAAUAUUCUUAUAGAUGGGCCACUGACAGGAGCAUCAAUGAACUCAGCAAGAACCUUGGGACCAGCAAUAGCUGCAAAUAACUACAAAGGCAUAUGGAUCUACCUUACAGCUCCCAUCCUUGGCGCACUAGCUGGCUCGAGUUGUGGUUGUCGAUUGAUUUCAGGAUACCAGGAGAGAUUCUACUUCAAUCUAGGUGACACUGGCUUCAAGGUGUUCCAAACCAAGUUUGCUAAGAUAAGCAUGGUGGAGUGGGCUUGCUGAGUGCUGAUUGUGUGUUUGAUGGAUGAAUUGGUCCUGAUUUGUGGCUGGAUACUAAAGGUUGAUGAUUUGUCAAGAAUGUUCAGACUAUUUUCCAAAAAUACCCCAUGGAUUGGAUCCUGUCUCUAGUAUGUUUAAAAAGGUUUGUGAUUUAGAAGCUUUGGAGGAAACGAGACUCAAGCAAAAGUAAACACAUAGAGAGUUGUUGGCACAUAGUAAGCUAGAUAAUGCAAUUGUAUAUAAAUGAGUUC